AUGCCCUCUCUCAUUCGCGCCAUCGCGCUCCUACCCGCCCUCUUCUCGACCAUCGCGCAUGCCGUCCACCCUGUACAAGUCCGCGGCCAAGACUUUGUCGACAGCGUCUCGAACAAGCGGUUGAUGAUUAUUGGGGUCGACUAUCAGCCUGGAGGUCAAGCUGGGUAUAAACCCCAGGAUGGCCAAGAUGCCUUGACCAAUGCGGAUGUUUGUUUGAGAGAUGCAACGGUUAUGCAAAAGCUCGGCGUCAACACGAUUCGCGUCUACAAUGUCGAUCCCACACUCGACCACUCCAAAUGUGCUUCCAUAUUCAAUGCGGCUGGAAUUUAUAUGAUCCUCGAUGUCAAUUCGCCCUUGUCGGGGGAGAGCAUCAACCGCGCGGAGCCAUGGACCUCGUACAACAAAGACUACCUCAACCGAGUCUUUGGCGUUGUCGAGAACUUCAAGAACUUCCCCAACACACUCGCUUUCUUCGCUGCGAAUGAGGUCAUGAACGAUCUAAGCACCGCCGAGUUCAAUCCUCAGUAUAUUCGGGCUGUCCAGCGCGAUUUGAAAAAUUACAUCAAGAAGCACUCGUCUCGAACGAUUCCUGUAGGCUACUCCGCUGCCGACGUUCGUGAGAUCCUCCAGGACACGUGGGCAUACAUGCAAUGCUCCCACAAGGACGACGCUUCAUCCUCCGAUUUCUUCGGCCUCAACUCGUACAGUUGGUGCGGUGCAGACGCCACCUUCCAGACAUCGGGCUACGUCGAUCUAGUGAACAUGUUCAAUCAGUCAGCCAUCCCUGUCUUUUACAGUGAGUACGGUUGCAACAAGGUCCAGCCCCGUGUCUUCGCCGAGGUCGCGGCGCUCUAUGGCGAGCAGAUGACGUCGCUUAGUGGUGGCCUCGUGUACGAGUACAGCCAGGAAGAAGCAGACUACGGCCUAGUAGUACUCAACAGCAACGGGUCGGUGAGCCUCAGGCAAGACUACGACAACUUGCAGGACCAGUUCAACAAGCUGGACAUCAGUCUCAUCCAGUCCACCAAGCCGCAAUCUACCCAGAUCAAAGCACCCGAGUGCAAUGAUGACCUUAUCUCGGCGGAGAAAUUUAGCAAAAACUUCACGAUUCCGGCCGUCUGCCCUGGUUGUCAAGAUCUGAUCAACAACGGCAUCAAGAACCCGAAGAACGGCAAGCUAGUAGAUGUCACUGAGACAAAAGUCAAGCAACAGGUGUAUGGCUCUACCGGAGUGCAGAUACAGAACCUAGAGCUUACUAUCGUGGCGAACGACGGGUCUAACACCCCCGGUGGUGAGAACACGAGCCCAAGCGGUACGGCUAGCGCACCUCCGCAACCCUCGACAAGUAAGAAGGGGGCGGCGAGCCGCCUUUCAAGCGAUAUGUGGUUGUGCGUGUGUUUGCUAGUAGCGGUAGUGCUAGUCUGA
Cucurbitaria berberidis CBS 394.84 is the source of this 1425-nucleotide messenger RNA. Its product is annotated as glycoside hydrolase family 72 protein. The record is from RefSeq and is a predicted model, not a curated record. Gene Ontology annotation, molecular function: 1,3-beta-glucanosyltransferase activity. Gene Ontology annotation, biological process: fungal-type cell wall (1->3)-beta-D-glucan biosynthetic process. Bases 1 to 1425 code for a protein of 474 amino acids. Lineage: Eukaryota; Fungi; Ascomycota; Dothideomycetes; Pleosporales; Cucurbitariaceae. Gene Ontology annotation, cellular component: fungal-type cell wall; cytoplasm. The transcript is spliced from 4 exons.